Molecule: messenger RNA, 2313 nt
Organism: Macadamia integrifolia
Lineage: Eukaryota; Viridiplantae; Streptophyta; Magnoliopsida; Proteales; Proteaceae
Product: probable protein phosphatase 2C 8
Exons: 11
Coding region: 421-1593 (390 amino acids)
Biological process (GO): protein dephosphorylation
Molecular function (GO): protein serine/threonine phosphatase activity
Source: RefSeq, a predicted model, not a curated record
AUACCAAUACGUAUCAGGUGCCGAUACGGCUGUACAUACCGGUGCCUUGCACAUGGUGCGCGGCGCGCCACACGCACCUCAUUUCCCGCCUUGUUAUCUAUCGCUACAUCAUAAGACAGCCAACGGGGCGAGCCGGCGAGGGCAACUGGGUGAGUAGUUCGUAGUCACGAGAUACUGUCUGGAUCGGUGAUUGGUCCGGAGACUCCGGACUCCCUUCCUGUACCGUUGGCUGCACAUACGCGCACUCCCGAGUCCCGACCAUCGAACGCCUGUUUCGCUGGAACUCCCAACGGUUUUUUCUUUCAGCUCAUUGGAAUCGAGCUUCCAACGUUUAACUUCGAAAUCAUUGAGUCAUCCUUGUGACAAUCGAUGGUUUGGUUCAAUCUAUAGUCUUUUAGGAGGAAUCUUACAUUGUCCACAAUGAGUGACAAUAAUGAUUCUAUCACACAAAACAAGGAUUUAAAUGGCUUUGCUCAUCAUAAGCGUGGAGGUGACCUGCACGAUGCAGACACAGUCACCAAGAAGUCCAAAAUUAAUGGGUUGGAUUUAGGAACUGUGAAGUCAGAGGAACAUGUGGAUAACCAUGAAAAUCAGCCAGUUUUGUCUGGAACGAGUGGGAAGACUCUUCAAUCGGGCAUGUCAAAGGAUGGGGAAGAAGAGAAUCAGUUGAGCAAGCAAAGUGAUUCUUCUGAAAAUAAGGUCUCAUGUGAUGAGAAUUGCUCAUCAUCAGCUGUUGGUGAGUUGUCCUGUAUUGUCGACGGAGAUGCUGCUGAAGAUAAAGGUUCUCGCCACACAAUGGAAGAUGCUUGGGUUGUACUUCCAGAUGCAAGCUUGGAAUUUCCUGGGAAAUUGAGAUGUGCACACUUUGCAAUUUAUGAUGGACAUGGAGGUCGCUUGGCUGCUGAGUAUGCACAAAAACAUUUACAUGUCAAUGUUCUUUCAGCAGGGUUACCACGUGAGUUGAUGGAUGUAAAAGCAGCAAAAAAGGCCAUUCUGGAAGGCUUCCGGAAAACGGAUGAAGCUCUUCUUCAAGAAAGUUUAGCAGGGGAACGGCAAGAUGGUGCUACAGCUGUGUGCGUCUGGGUGUUAGGACAAACAGUUUUUGUUGCUAAUAUUGGAGACGCAAAAGCAGUGUUGGCGCGAUCAUCCAGUGCUGAUGGAUCGGAGAAUAAUGUUAAUGCAAACAGUGCAUUAAAAGCCAUUCUUUUGACAAGAGAACAUAAAGCUAUCUUUCCAAAGGAACGUGCUCGCAUCCAGAAGGCUGGUGGUUCCGUGAGUUCAAAUGGACGACUACAAGGGCGUCUUGAAGUUUCUAGAGCCUUUGGUGAUCGUCAAUUCAAGAAGGUGGGCGUUAUUGCAACUCCAGAUGUACACUCUUUUGAUCUUACAGAAAGAGAACACUUUAUUAUUCUUGGCUGCGAUGGCCUGUGGGGAGUAUUCGGCCCAAGCGAUGCUGUUGAUUUUACUCACAAACUGUUGAAGGAGGGUUUACCUGUUAGUGCUGUGAGCCGCCGUCUUGUAAAAGAAGCUGUCCUUGAGCGGCGUUGCAAAGAUAAUUGCACUGCCAUUGUCAUUGUUUUCAGGCACAAGUAAAUGAUGCUCCUGUUGUGAUCUUUAAGGGAGUUAUUAGGUGUUGGUUGUUUUCUGUUUGGGGUUUCUGUUGAUGGAUCUUGUCAUACAUCCAGUCACUCUUUGAUAUGGGUUUUGUUCCUUUGGCCGGUUCUUGCACACCAGACACCAGAUCUUCAAAUUCUGAUGAGUUCAGGAAAUAUGUAAGAGGAAUGUGCCAGUUUUGGCAGAAUGUAUGUAUUUUUUUAGUAUUGGAAUCCUGAGGAAUUGAGUAAUCUGUGCUCUAUAUGUAUUUUUUUAGUAUUGGAAUCCUGAGGAAUUGAGUAAUCUGUGCUCUAUGUAUGGUAUUCUUGGGUGAAGUGCAGCCAUUGUUUUCUACUUUUGGCAUAACUGGAAUCCCAUUUCAAGCAAAUGAUUUGUGGCGCAGCAGAUUGUGAAGCCACAAUGGGAGGCUGCUCAGAUGCUCUGAUUUGAUGGCCCUCUAUGUUAAAUCAUCUGAAUGAAACUUGAGAUUCCUGGCAAGUAGCAACUUCAUCAGCCAUUUCCAGUCUUCAGAGAGCAGCCACCAUGGGAGUUGGUUUUUGUUGCCUUAUUUCUGGAUGAUGUUCCUUAAGUGUCUCAAAAGCAAUUUGGCGCUACAUUGUCCAACAAUAUUAACUUCUAUGAUGCUAAAUGUCAUAGUUGGAAACAAUGUCUCUGGAAAAAUUAUCUCAGUUAAGAUGGCUGAGCCAUAAUUUGUUUGCA